AUGAAAUUUUGCCUUGCUAUUGCCUCCUUUGCAGCAUCGGCCUCGGCCUUUGCUCCUUCUCCGCAGAACAGCCAGAACAGCCGGACACAAACCAGUCUGAACAACGACCUCUGGGGACAGCCUCCUUCGGACGGUAAGGAGAAAUCCAAAGCUCUUCCAUUCGCCAACCGACCCAAGCUACUCGACGGAAGUAUGCCUGGAGACGUCGGCUUUGACCCGUUUGGUUUCGCCGGCGCCGAUAAAGCUAGCCUCAUGUAUAUGCGCGAGGCUGAAAUCAAGCAUUGCCGUUUGGCCAUGUUGGCCGUCGCCGGAUGGGUCUUUGCUGAGCUGUUUGAUAAGCCUAUUGCCGAUGCCGUCGGUCUUCCAACGGCCCUUACAAAGUCGGGAGCAAGUCCUUCAAUUCUAAAUGGAGGCCUGGAGAAAAUUGAUAUCGCUUAUUGGCUGGCCGUUGUCACGCUUGCAGGGAUUGUCGAAAUUGAGAAUUCCAAGGUUAAGGAAGACAAGGGAAAGGACUACAUUCUUGGCGACUGCGGCUUUGAUCCUAUUGGUCUUUACCCGAAGGAAAAAUCGGAGCAAUUCGCUAUGCAGACCAAAGAACUGAAGAAUGGACGCCUUGCUAUGAUGGCCAAACACAGCUAUCUUGGUUUGGCAUAG
Molecule: messenger RNA, 654 nt
Organism: Phaeodactylum tricornutum CCAP 1055/1
Lineage: Eukaryota; Bacillariophyta; Bacillariophyceae; Surirellales; Neidiaceae
Gene: Lhcr8
Product: protein fucoxanthin chlorophyll a/c protein
Exons: 3
Coding region: 1-654 (217 amino acids)
Biological process (GO): response to light stimulus; photosynthesis, light harvesting in photosystem I
Cellular component (GO): membrane
Source: RefSeq, a predicted model, not a curated record